Molecule: messenger RNA, 907 nt
Organism: Xenopus laevis (African clawed frog)
Lineage: Eukaryota; Metazoa; Chordata; Amphibia; Anura; Pipidae
Product: ribosomal protein S6 kinase 2 beta-like
Exons: 5
Coding region: 380-907 (175 amino acids)
Source: RefSeq, a predicted model, not a curated record
UUUGGCUGCUGUACAUAGGAAAGUGUACAACAGCUUAGUGUAAUUAGAGAAGCCUUUGAAACUGCAGCUUUAAGUCAAAACAGAGACUUUAGUUAAGACAAGGUGGCUAUAAAUAUCAUUAGAUUAUAUGGGUAACAAAAGCCAUGUAAGAGGCCUAUUCAUUUGCUGCAAUUUUAUAUCCAUUUGCUCUAGCUCCUUUUAUUACAUUCACUCCACAUUCACAUGAGUCUAUGUUCACUAUAAGACUAAUAAGCCAUAUUUCCUGAUUAGUACAUAAUUGGAACAUGCCUGCAUUAUACUUGCUAGUUUUGUGCUUCUUGUUCAUGUGAUUCACUCUCUUCCCUUUUAUCCCUGCACUCAGCAAUACGCCUUCCUCGUCAUGGAGUAUGCAGGGGGAGGCAAUCUCAGGAAUCUGUUGUCCAUCAAGCAUCAGCUGAAAAAAAGACACAUCAUCUUUUACUCAGCAGAACUGAUUUGUGGACUUCAGUAUCUCCAUUCUCUAGGCAUCAUCCAUCGUGACCUGAAGCCUGAAAACAUCCUGCUUACCUGUGAAGGACACGUAAAGAUUGCCGAUUUUGGAGUUUCAGCAGAAGGAGUGUUUGACCGCAAAAAAAUUGGUGGAGUAAUAGGAACAAACUGGUACAUGCCCCAGAGUAUCUCUAAAAGAUUUAUUCUGAAGAUUUGGUCGCUGCUAAAUAACCCCUGCCACCAGGAGAAAGAUUUCAGUGUGACUGAAGAUCACCAAUGCCCUGGCCAAGAAUUCAUGCGAUUGCUGUGCGGAGCGGCGGGAGCAGAUGACGUAAGCAGCGGAGAGCUGCGCAGGCAUCUCUCCUACAUUAACACCUUGUCUGAACAGCAAGAUGAACAAAAUGAUGAAGAUAAGAAGAGGACAUUUCUUGUGAGAUAA